GACUGCAUUUGUUUGCUUAGAAUACGAAAAUAGGCUCGCAAAUCGAUGACUCGUAUGCCCGUGAGCGUGAGCGAGCGAAGUGGCGAAGUUGUUCGAAUGUGAGCUUGUGAAGUUUGUGAUGUUCGUUGCACGCUAAAAGAAGAAAAGAACUCCGAUUAACGUUUGAUCAUGCAAGUGACACUCAUUGAAAAGCCGGUCUUGAGCGUUCAGUGCAACUGGAAUGAAGCCUUGAGGGAGAGAAAUGGAGACGCCUGGGUGACUUGCAAAUCUCGAGGCCAGCCAGGAAUACAUGGCAAACUGAAACGAACUGGUUCAAGUCAGGACGGGACUCCCAUUGUGUCGACCACCGACAAGUUUAGAGUGACCGGGAUAACCAAGGACACUAUUAACGUCUCGCACACUGACCCAAACUGCCAGACGUGUUUCAUCGCCCCAACAACAGCAUUUGCCAACGUGCACAACAAAAGUGUGGCAUGCCUUGACGUCACCAAGGGACACUUGGGUGUUUCGGCCAGUGGAACCAGUGAAAUUCGUGUCUGGGACUCGCGGACGGGAGAAGUCAGGAGGGAACUGGAGGGACAUGUCUGGGAUGUGUACACCUGCCGUUUCUUCCCUUCCGGUGUGGUCGUCCUCACGGGAGGAGCUGACAUGCAGCUCAAGAUUUGGUCUGCCGAAACGGGAAAGUGCCCCGUCACAUUGAAAGGCCACUCUGCAGCCAUUCACGACACCUGCAUUGUGGAACAAGGCCGUAAUAUCAUCUCAGUAAGCAAGGAUGGCACUGCACGACUCUGGGACUGUGGCAAGUCGGCCUGCUUGGGCACGCUCACCGACACCCUGCACGACUGCAUUAACUGCUGCGCCCUCGGACCUGCGGCCAUCGACUUGGGCACCAGGGAUGAACCAGCCAACGAGAGGGAGGUAGCUACAGAUGGGAAACUCCUAGUCGUAGGCACAGAAGCAGGAAAACUUAGGGGUGUUGGUGUGCACUCCAGGAAAACGGUGUUUGAGCUUGAUCAUCCAGCAGCCAUUAACUGCUGCUGCUUCCUUGGACAAAAUCGCUUUCUUUACGGGACACAGGAUGGAAAUGUUUCCGUGAUUGAUGUGAGGCAGACGAGAGAGCCUUGCAUCACUUGGAAAAACUCAUCGUCUCCUGUGCUGUGCCUAUUGCCAUACAAGCAAGGUUUCAUGGUUGGAAGAGCCGACGGCUCUUGCAACUUCGAAGCCCUGGUGGGCGCAGAAUCUUUCAGUCUGACAGGACCAGACUGCGAACCUGUUUACCGUGUGGCGUAUGAUGGGGAAUCGUUCUACACUGCCUGCAGAGAUGGCCUGAUCAGGAAGUACAGGGUGCCCAAGUCAUAACGUUCAUGCCUGUUGCCAGUGGUUACAGUGACCUGUCAAAGAAGAACAUAUACAGACGUGUUUUGAACAUUGCCGUAUAAAACUAUUGGCCCCUGUCAA
Messenger RNA from Rhipicephalus sanguineus (brown dog tick), 1458 nucleotides. RefSeq names its product proteasomal ATPase-associated factor 1. The record is from RefSeq and is a predicted model, not a curated record. Gene Ontology annotation, molecular function: protein binding. NCBI's taxonomy places the organism in Eukaryota, Metazoa, Arthropoda, Arachnida, Ixodida, Ixodidae. The transcript is spliced from 11 exons. Bases 169 to 1359 code for a protein of 396 amino acids.